AUGUUCGAAAGGGAGGAGAAGCCAAUGGUUAUGAUCAAGUGUGGAAAAGUUGGCCAGACCCGGACGUUCACCAUUCUCAAGCCAAUCUUGAUCAAGCACUCCAAGUUUUUCGACAAAUGCCUUCGAAACCCGUGCAAAGAGUCAGAAUCUUUGACCAUCGAGUUUCCUGAAGUCCGCCCCAGCAUCAUGAUGCUGUAUCUCACCCUUGCCACACGGCAAGCGCUCAUCAACCCCAACUCAGAGAACAAGAAACCUCUUGUAGAGCCUAACGACUUCAAGUUGCCGACUGGGAUUUCGAGCCAUAUACAAUUUUACCAGCUUUGCGACUACCUCCAGAAUCAUGAGCUUGCAACGAGUGUUCAGAAGAUGAUACUUGACUAUCUCAAUCUUCCAGAAGACCUCGACGACGAAACGGAAGCUCCCGCGAUGUUCUCGAUUUAUGGAAGAAGUUUCGAUCUUCUCGAGCCAGGUCACAUUGUCCAAGCCAAAAUUCGUCGGGCUUUGGUCAAAAGUUUCUGUCUUUUUGUCAACGUAUCCAUGUACUUCAAGCGCUGCUCGGAUAUGCAAAACCAUCCCGACUUUCUUAUGGAGAUCAGCAAGCAGUACGUUCUUAAUGCCAUGUGGAGCAACCCUGCCCAGAGAAGUGCAGCCAUGAAGAUCAAGACGCAGCGCAUGCUCGUCGAUGACGAGUCAGAGCCGGAGGCGGAGGAUUAG
Molecule: messenger RNA, 714 nt
Organism: Colletotrichum siamense
Lineage: Eukaryota; Fungi; Ascomycota; Sordariomycetes; Glomerellales; Glomerellaceae
Exons: 1
Coding region: 1-714 (237 amino acids)
Source: RefSeq, a predicted model, not a curated record